Molecule: messenger RNA, 984 nt
Organism: Mycena indigotica
Lineage: Eukaryota; Fungi; Basidiomycota; Agaricomycetes; Agaricales; Mycenaceae
Exons: 4
Coding region: 1-984 (327 amino acids)
Source: RefSeq, a predicted model, not a curated record
AUGACCGAGCCCUCCAAUUCCAUUCCUGACUCGGGCACUUUUGCUGUGCUCACCAUCGAUCCUGUGGCCUCCGUAGACUACUUGGAGGACCCAGAGGCUACUGCCGCCAGCGCUGAACUCGCCAGCAGGCAUUAUGUGAUAUGUGAUGUUGCACUCAAAUCAAUCUUCAAUACUCUGGCUGCGUUUCGCGAAGAGCGCGUGUACUUUGUUCAGCAAGGCCCACCACAGGCUAUCCCUGCCCAACUCGUCGAUGCCAGCAUGUCAAUCCCCAUCGCGCCCCAAACUUGCAGCGUCGAUGACCAUCCGUCGAAGCGCGAGCCAGUCAAGAUGGCGACCAAUCCGUUCCCAUUCCCAGACUGUUAUUUGUCAGCUUUUGCGAGUGCUAAGGUGCGCACCGCGAAUGUCGAAGUUGCGGAGUCAGCCAUAUGCGAGAUGGAGGAAGAAGAACGGUUUCGUGUCCUCGAAUUGAUAGAGGAUGAUUUCGAGCUCCACCUCGAUCGCCUACAGGAGCAACAAGAAGCGGUCGACAAGAGAGACGAGCACGAAAUAACCCUAGAACAUAUGGAGCAGGAGGAGCAGAGCGAAGUAGAACUGGAUGAACCAAUCGACGAGGCCGACGAAACAGUUGCCGUCUUCCGUGGCCUGCUUUCGCGCCAGCCUUCAGAGACCCUCCCUGUAGUCAGGUUUACCUACGACCUCUCUCGAGUUAAAGAGGUCAACGACCCUCGUGGCUUCUGGGUUGAAGUGGAAAAAAUCACCCAAAUCGCUGAAGCGUCGAAAGCACGAAGAGAAGCAAACAAGAGUGCUGUGGCUGAAAAGGAUGCAGCGCUGUACGAUAGUCGAAUGGCCGAGUUGUUACAAAGCCACCACGCUUCGCAAGCUGCAGGCUUCCGCAUACCACGAAUCAUUACCCGCGGUGUUACCCGUGCCAAAUCGCUGUUGUGUCGGAUACUUUGCAUGGCCCCGGGCUCGCACGCCAUAUAA